AUGUCAGGCUCCCCUCAGCCGACUCCGACCCUCGUCAUUAGCGAUCUCCCUCCAAAAACUUUAGUUGGUAUUGACCUUUUCUCCUUCACCUCUACGCCGAAUUUCCACGGAGUCAAAGACCUUCCGGCUGGCGCGCAUUUCUUGUACACCGGAACAACAGAGAGCUUCUCACUGAGGAGUGGCGAAUGGUUCUAUAUUGAAGGGCAGGGUAAUGGACCUUCAAAUCAAGUCUCUCGUGCAGGUGGGAUAGAUAUCAGAUUGCGCAAAUGGGAUACUGCCCUGGAGACCCUGGUUCCCGUCGAUGAAAGCAACGAUGCUGGACGACAGGAGGCGAUGGGUCUCAGGGCUAAUCUGGGGGCGAUAUGGGCGUCCGGCGGUCUGCUGGCGUACACAUCGCGAUUGAACACGAUACCAGAGAAUACCACUGGAGCAAGUGAAGAAGGUCGUGGUCUUAUGAGUGGCAAAGACGAACGCUCUCCUGCCCGAGGCGACUGGGCAAAACUGUCGGAUCACAUAACCCCUUCAGUAUUGAGCCGCAUCUUGGGCCCGUCCAACGGUACAUUGGGUUCCUCUACACAGCGUUGGACAAUCUCGUCUGGAGGUUCAGCAUGGAGGGAUACAGACCAUAUUCCGGGCCUAUCUACAAAAGAUAUUGCCGAUGCGGCCGGGACUGCUGGUGAACAAGAGAAGGAUCUACAGUUUCUUCCAGUCAAUCUGAAGAAAACCUGGCGUGAAGGUGCCAUAGGACGUGAGCGGACUGAAGCAGCGCAAGAUCGUUCUUGGGCAUUGGGAGAACUAAUCGCACAUGCGCUCCCGGCUAAUCAACCACGCGACGCAGAAACUGCAGGGGAAGAACAGGUACUUGGUGAAUUACAAUUCACGUUCCUGAUGGUACUUACCCUGAUGAAUUACUCGUGUAUGGAGCAAUGGAAACGGCUCUUGGGUCUAAUAUUCACCUGCCAAUGUGCGAUAAAAGAGCGAGAACAGUUUUUCGUCAAGGUCUUACAAACACUGAGAAUACAACUGCGGCACUGUGAUGAUGUUGAAGGUGGAUUAUUUGAAAUGGAUGGAGAAGACGGUGGGACUUUGCUCAAGAACCUCCUUGCAAAGCUCAAAAGGACUGUGGAUGACAUGGCCGAUGCUUCUUGCGUUGAGUUCAAGAAGGAGUUCGCUCUUUUGGAACAGUUUGUCAAAGCUGAAUACAAUUGGGAACUAUCAAGGGCUUCCAUAGUACGGCGUGGCUUGCUGGAGCUGGAAGACGGGGAACAGGUUGAGUUGGAAGUGAAAGGAGCCGAGGAAGAAGACGAGACCAAGUGA
Messenger RNA from Uncinocarpus reesii 1704, 1317 nucleotides. RefSeq lists its product as uncharacterized. Bases 1 to 1317 code for a protein of 438 amino acids. Lineage: Eukaryota; Fungi; Ascomycota; Eurotiomycetes; Onygenales; Onygenaceae. The transcript has a single exon. Gene Ontology annotation, biological process: spliceosomal tri-snRNP complex assembly. The record is from RefSeq and is a predicted model, not a curated record.